Molecule: messenger RNA, 2406 nt
Organism: Coregonus clupeaformis (lake whitefish)
Lineage: Eukaryota; Metazoa; Chordata; Actinopteri; Salmoniformes; Salmonidae
Product: transmembrane protein 138
Exons: 6
Coding region: 831-1319 (162 amino acids)
Cellular component (GO): cilium
Source: RefSeq, a predicted model, not a curated record
AUUUCCGGGUUAUUUAUUUCCGGGUUUUAGGACUACCAACCGAAGGUGAACGGUAAUGGCGUUUCCAUGGUAUUCGAGGAAAAGCCUGCAAAGCAAACACGGUCUUUGGCUAAAGCUAGCUAAUGAGCUAGAAGCGUGGCUAGAAGACGGUGGCUACUCAAUACUUCGACCGACCCGUAAAAAAAAGGGAGGACUAGACUAGCUAGAUGAGAAGAUCACGAUGAAGCUGAGAACCUGUCUUGUUGCUCAUCUCAAAGUGACUCCAGUCCCAUCUGUUCAGUUUGGCUACCAGCAGAUUUAGGACUGGCAUGCUCUCUGCCUUGAUGACAAGCACACAGCCUAUGUCCCUGAACACUGGUGAAAUGCACAGGAGCUAAGAAGAAGGAAGGACCUUUGAGGGGAGAUGUUACAUUUCCUGCUUUGACAGAACAUGGAUUUGACUGUAAUUAGGAGUUGGAUGAAUGUUUUUUUUUUUUUAUACUGAAUGAAGGAGAUCUAAAGGCAUCUAAACAUCAAUGGAUUGUGGUUGGUCUGUUGGGUGUUGACUGGAAACGAAAGUGAAGGUGGUGACCAGGCUCAAGGUGGGGAGGCAGGUAGCCUGAAGGGCUAGCAACCGGAGGUCCAACGGACUGAAAUUCAGAGGCCUAUACUACGUACGUGGUUUGAGGAGUUAGCAAGAGCUGAUCUGAUUGGUUAAAAUAUCAGAAUUGGUCUAUCUGUAAACACAGCCGGAGACGGAGGAGCAGGAGUCAGAGGCUGUGAAUGUGUGAAGCUCAUCCCAGCUGUGUGUAGCUGUCCUUGGCUAUGUAGCCAGACUUACCCCCCCCAACAUGCUCCAGACCAACAACUACUCGCUGGUCCUGCUGGUCCAGCUGGGUCUGCUGACCUAUGACCUGUUUGUCAACUCCUUCAGUGAGCUGCUCAGGGCAGCGCCCGUCAUCCAGCUAGUGCUGUUCAUCAUCCAGGACAUCGCCAUCCUGUUCAACGUGAUCAUCAUUCUGCUGAUGAUGUUCAACACCUACGUGUUCCAGGUUGGCCUGGUCGCUCUGCUGCUGGAGAGGUUCAAAUCCUUACUGAUGCUGUCUGCCCUCUACCUCACCCUCAGCAUCUCCUUUCACUGCUGGAUAGUGAACCUAAGAUGGCUGGAAUCCGAUCGUUUCAUCUGGACGGACGGCCUGCAAGUCCUCUUCGUCUUCCAGAGGGUUGCUGCAGUGUUGUUUUACUACUUAUACAAGCGGACGGCAGAGUGUCUGGGCGACCCGCGGCUGUAUCGGGAUUCUGUCUGGCUGAGGGAUGCCUUCGCCAGAGCUCGUCAGUGAGGAGGAGGAGGAAAUGAAAGGAACAAUUACACCACUAAGGAUUUAUUACCAGGCGAGGCCUGCCAGACUCUGUGGUGACGAUCACUACCUGGGGGGCCAGACUCUGUGGUGACGAUCACUACCUGGGGGGGCCAGACUGUGGUGACGAUCACUACCUGGGGGGCCAGACUCUGUGGUGACGAUCACUACCUGGGGGGCCAGACUCUGUGGUGACGAUCACUACCUGGGGGCCAGACUCUGUGGUGACGAUCACUACCUGGGGGCCAGACUCUGUGGUGACGAUCACUACCUGGGGGGUCAGACUCUGUGGUGACGAUCACUACCUGGGGGGCCAGACUCUGUGGUGACGAUCACUACCUGGGGGCCAGACUCUGUGAUGACGAUCACUACCUGGGGGCCAGACUCUGAUGACGAUCACUACCUGGGGGCCAGACUCUGUGGUGACGAUCACUACCUGGGGGCCAGACUCUGUGGUGACGAUCACUACCUGGGUGGGACUACCUGGCCAUGUCCAAUAAGAAAUCACCAUUAUCGUUUUCCGUUUCAAAACGGUUUGCUAUGGUCUGAACAUGACUCUGGGCUAGGAUGGAGCCAACGGAAAAGUGAGAAACUUCAAUGGGCUCAUACAGCAGGAUGGACAGCGAAGAUCAUCAAGACAAUGUACCACGAAUAUGGACUAGUGUUGUAACGAGGCAAACGUUGACUCAAGGACAAUCUGAUGCACAGAGACUUUCCUCCAAUGGAUUAACAAUUUUUUUUUUUUUACAGUACAUACAUAAUGGCGGCUAUUAAUUUAUGUCAAGUGUUUUUACUAAGAUGGGAUACCGACAGCAUCCCAAAUUGCACCAUAUUCCCUAUAUAGUGCACUAAAUGGGGAAUAUAAUGCAAUUUGGGAUGCACACCUGGUUCUGGAACAACAGUAUAUGGUUCUGAAUAGAAGUUGUUACUGGUUCCCUCAGGUGAAAGAAGAAGUCCUGGGGUUAAAAUAUCAAGGUAAUUUCCUUGGUGCUACAAGGGCGGCAGGUAGCUUAGUGGGUAAGAGCGCUGUGCCAGUAACCGAAAGCUCGCUGGUUCUAAUCCCCGAGCC